Molecule: messenger RNA, 1913 nt
Organism: Oreochromis niloticus (Nile tilapia)
Lineage: Eukaryota; Metazoa; Chordata; Actinopteri; Cichliformes; Cichlidae
Gene: tnip2
Product: TNFAIP3 interacting protein 2
Exons: 6
Coding region: 361-1755 (464 amino acids)
Biological process (GO): toll-like receptor 2 signaling pathway; regulation of transcription by RNA polymerase II; cellular response to lipopolysaccharide
Molecular function (GO): K63-linked polyubiquitin modification-dependent protein binding
Source: RefSeq, a predicted model, not a curated record
CUUUUUUCAGCCUUUAAGAGACGUAGCUUAAACUUUUAGCUACAUUUAAAAUAUGUGUUUCUUUGUUUACCAAGUUGUGCCAAGACGCUAUAAAAUGUUUUUUUUUCUACCUGUGGAUAUCUACAGUGAACCUUUUUGAACACAAGCAUGGCUCCUUUUUGACGAAGCUCAAAAAACUCCGCGGGGAAGUUCCCUAGGAAAUCCCCGAAGACGGUUCGGGGGAUAUUAUUCUCUGAUGAGCCCAAUUUCAGACAGUUGACGACGUUGGUCUUUUUCUGAAGACACGGGGCUCGAGGCAGAGGCGUCAAAUGCUGGAUUUUUAAGAGACUGGUGCGUCUGUCAAAGUCUACAAAACCCGCAAUGGAUAACGUCAGUAUAAACAACACGGAUAACGACGUGCUCAGAGACAAAAUGCGGAGUUACAGCGUGCUUAAUACUCUGUAUCAUGAGACGCGGCAGGAAAUAGACCUUCUGAACAGACAGAUCAGUGUAAAGGACGGUGUUAUUGCAGAUUUAAAAGCCAGGCUGGGGAGACACGAGAGGCUCUACAUGACGGUGGGAGAUAAGGAGUCUGUGCUCAUUAGUCCGUCCAACUCUUUGGUGGAGAGUUUACUCAAUGAAAUAUGCAAACUAAAACAGAAGAAGAACGAAGGGGACUUGAAGGCAGCCCGACAAGCUGAGGAGAUUCAGAGGCUGAACACUCAGCUCAGGGAGAAAGAGCUGGAGCUGGAGACCAUCAGAUGUCAGCCGGACCACGAGAAGGACCAGGAGAUCCAAAGGCUACGGGUAGCCUUGCAGGAGAGGGAGCGGGCCGAGGCCACCAGAAGUGUCCUCUGUACCUCCCUGGCCGAGGAGGCCGACCAGCUGCGCGGGCAGCUCGGUGCAACUGUUAAGGUGUGCCAGGAGCUGAUGGCGAGACUGGAGAAAGACAAAAGGGGAGGAGGAGAAGUGGAAGAUGUGGCCCUUACGCAAAAGAAUACAGAGAUGCCAGAGUCCUCUGAGAUGGGUAGUCUUAAUGCCCAAAUCCGUCAGCUUCAGGAGGAGAAUCAACAGCUAAAGCAGCGUGUGGCAUACGUACAAAGCCUGAAUACUCAGUGGCAGAAGUAUGACUCCAGCAGGGAGGACUAUAUAAGAGGUUUAUGUCAGAGGCUGAAGGACAGCACCGGGCAGGGCUUGAUGCCUGCGAUGGGCUCCACCAACACUGGAUUGCUUCAUCAGGAGAUUUCCAGGCUCAAUGGCUUACUGGAGGAGAAAAUGAGGGAGUGUGCAAGGCUUGCUAGAGAAAUAGAUGACAUCAGAAGACAAGACAAGGAGCAAAUUCAGACACUUGAGCAACAGGUUCUUAUCUACACCGAUGACUUUAAGUCAGAGCGUGCAGACAGGGAGCGAGCGCAGGGCCAGAUUGAUGCCCUGAAGGAGCAGGUUUCUCAGCUAAAACAGCAGCUGCACAAACAGCAGGGAGCUAGCAGAGAGAGCAGAGACGUGGUUCCCUUGUGUCACGUGCACAUAGGACACAGGAUCUCCUCAAAGCGAAGUAAGGACACGUCAGAGCCUCUGUUGAGGACCACUGCUGAGAGGCGGCAGCAGCAGCAGCAGCAGCACCAACAGCCUGCAGCUGCAGCAGCAACCCCAAACUCUGCCUGGAACGAACACCCAGGCAUGUCAGAGUUGCAGUGCCCCCAAUGCCUCGCCACGUUCAGCGACACAAAAGCUGCAGAGUACCUGAACCACUGCUUAGAGUGUGCCCGAGUGUAAAUGGAAGAACACUGAUUUGGAAAUAACAGUCAUUUCUUACUGACAGUAACUGAACACUGAAGACCAGCACUACACUGCAGAAAAUACCCCGAGUGGAGAUUCCAAUUCUGAGAAGCUUGACUACAAAUCAAACAACUGACUUACCUUUUUUUCUUUUU